AUCAACAAUAUUUUCUGAAAAUAGCAGAUUGGAAAAAAAGUCAAUAAGUAAUAAUGGAAAUUAUGAUUCCAACAAUAUUCACCUUAAUUAUAGCCAUUUACAUAACAGUUCCAGUUUUAGGUCAUGUUGAUAUACCUGAAGCUUGUGUUGUGCAUCCUUUCAGUAAAAAAUCAAUGGAUGAAUGUGAUGUUGCCGGUGAAUUUUGGUCCUUAAUGGUUUACAAUUCCAGAGAAGUUUUCAUUUGUUGUAAAAAUGAACGAGAUGCUUCAAUAGUCGCUGCCCCAAGUGAACGUAGCCGUGGACUAUAUUAUGGUGAUGCUUAUAAACUUUGUGAAACAAUUUACGUGGACCAAGAAACUUGUCGAUCUCGAGAGAGUCGUGAUUGCAAUUACCAUACAGCCACCUAUAAAAAUCAAUACAUUGGCUGCUUCUUUUGUCGAGCGAGAUGUGAAAAUGAUUACCAAUGUGGAGACCUAGGAAGAGUUUGCUCAAUCUGUAGGCCUGAGCAACCAGCAACUGCCUGUACAGAGCCUGUCUUUGCUGACCACGAACCUUUAAAGUUAUAUCAUGGACAGCCAACUCAAUCAGGAUAUAUUGAUAAUAAUUUAAAGGAAUUGGACGACCAAUUGAUUAACAGUGAAAAUAAAAGCCAAAAGGCCAGUGAUAACAAUAACAGUAAUAGGAAUGGAACGGCAUCCGGUUGACCUUUAAUGUUGAUCAUUAAUUGUUACAGAGACAAACGUGUGCCACUUUUUAUAUUGCCUCUUAAUAUUUGAUUCUGGCGAGUGGAUGCUGAUGCUGAUGAUGAUAAUGUUGGUGAUUAAGGUGAUGACAGUGGUGAUGAAUACAAGACACUCCAAAAGAAAUGAUUCAAUUGAGUGAUUCAAUUAAUAAUUUCCCGUUUGUCUAGAUAUUUACAAUUUAAGGCCACCUUUCGUUUAUUCCUUGCAAUUGUGUCACGCGUCUUCAUCUUUUUCCUGUUACACUAUUAAAUUGCCUCUUAACGGUU
Messenger RNA from Tetranychus urticae (two-spotted spider mite), 1009 nucleotides. RefSeq lists its product as uncharacterized. The record is from RefSeq and is a predicted model, not a curated record. NCBI's taxonomy places the organism in Eukaryota, Metazoa, Arthropoda, Arachnida, Trombidiformes, Tetranychidae.